Messenger RNA from Dissoconium aciculare CBS 342.82, 1825 nucleotides. Its product is annotated as GNS1/SUR4 membrane protein. Gene Ontology annotation, molecular function: fatty acid elongase activity. Gene Ontology annotation, biological process: sphingolipid biosynthetic process; fatty acid elongation, polyunsaturated fatty acid; fatty acid elongation, monounsaturated fatty acid. Lineage: Eukaryota; Fungi; Ascomycota; Dothideomycetes; Mycosphaerellales; Dissoconiaceae. The record is from RefSeq and is a predicted model, not a curated record. The coding region runs from base 380 to 1429 and encodes 349 amino acids. The transcript has 2 exons. Gene Ontology annotation, cellular component: endoplasmic reticulum membrane.
UGUCAUGUGUAUUCCCCAUUGCCCUUUUUGUUAAUAUAACGGCUGUAUGCUUUGUGAGGGCCGCCCUCCGCUUCCUCUCUUUUCUACAUCUCUUGACUCGGUCCGACUUGUUCGUGAUCUUGCACUUUUGCCUCUCUCUGCUUUCCUUCUUUUGGCGAUUGAACGAUCAUCAUCGCCGCCGUCACUCCUUAUUUGCGGCGUAAAGCGCGCCACUCCCGGCCGAAAGCUACCCACGCGACUAAGCCACACACCUCCGCGUCGUCACUCGACUGUCGAAAUAUAUUUCUGACAUCUGUCAACUUCAUUUCCGAAAUUCACCUCGUUCGCACUCGCUGCAACAGACAUCCAGUGUCAUCAUCUCACCAGCACAUAAAUCGCCAUGUCGCUUCCCAGUUGGAUUGAGUUGAGUGUGCCCUCACUCGAUCGACCUUUUGGUCUGCAUCUUUGGCCCAUCUUCGCAGAGGCAUGGACUGCCGUGGUAGGAUAUGAGCCUGAAAAGUUCGAGUUUACACCCGGCGUGACGCCAAUGGCCACCUUGACCGAGACCGGUAUUGCCCUCAUCACAUACUACAUCAUCAUCUUCGGCGGACGAGAGCUGCUUAGGGAUCGCGCCCCUUUCCAGUUGAGCUUUUUGUUCAAGGUUCACAAUUUCUACCUGACCGCCAUCAGCGGCACUCUCUUGGUAUUGUUCUUGGAGCAAUUGAUUCCGACCCUCGUCAGAAAUGGCGUUUUCUACACCAUUUGCGACUACAAUGGUGGAUGGACAAAGCCGCUCGUGGUUCUCUACUACCUGAACUACCUGACCAAAUACAUCGAAUUCAUCGACACCUGCUUCCUUUUCCUCAAGAAGAAGCCUCUGACCUUUUUGCACACCUACCACCACGGCGCCACUGCUCUGCUCUGCUACACCCAGCUAAUCGGCUCGACUGCGGUAUCGUGGGUUCCCAUCACGCUGAAUUUGACAGUCCACGUCGUCAUGUACUGGUACUACUUCCAAUCCGCGCGUGGCAUCAAGAUCUGGUGGAAGAAAUACAUUACAAUUCUUCAGAUCCUGCAGUUCGUCAUUGAUCUGGGCUUUGUUUAUUUCGCCUCGUACACAUACUUCGCCAAUGCUUACUUCCCGUGGCUUCCAUCUGUCGGUACCUGCGCCGGCAAGGAAUUCGCUGCGUUGGCUGGUAUUGGUAUUCUCAGCUCGUACCUGGUUCUCUUCAUCGGAUUCUACAUUUCGACAUACAAGAAGCCGGUCAAGAAGGGCCGCGGCCGUGCCACCAGCGCUCUCGUCGAAAUGAAGGAUGAGCAGGUUCCUGACGUCAAGGAAGUUCGUCGUCGUCUGAGCGGUGGUGCUGCUACCCUUCACCAGCCCAGUAUCGCUACAGGCAAAGAGACUGUCUCAACCAGCAACCGCACCACACGUUCAAGGAAGGCGUAGGACCCUCAAGACCUGCGUGCGUUUGACCGGGCAACUUCGCCAGAUCGCGGUGUGGGUUGGGACAUCGCAGCUUCGCAGCACACCAUGCACCAGACUGGACCAUUGACAUCAGGAUCAGUACCAGCUACUGAUCAUUUAACACGCACGGACCCACCGCGAGGGCUUCCAGGCAGCUGGCCGAAGCACAAUUGACGGAUGAACCUGCAUCUGCUGUUGGAAAGAGUCGGCCUUGCACGACAUGAAAGAGCAAGGGAGCUAUAUGAUAUGGUGGAUAGGCGUGACUCGGCUUUGAAAUAUGUAAUUUUACGAGCAAGACGUGUCAUGUUGGGGAGGCCUCAACACGACUGUCAAUUUGGCUUUUUCGCGUUUGAGGACACAGAGCAAGUCUCGCAGGUU